Molecule: messenger RNA, 4018 nt
Organism: Nanorana parkeri
Lineage: Eukaryota; Metazoa; Chordata; Amphibia; Anura; Dicroglossidae
Exons: 5
Coding region: 207-3920 (1237 amino acids)
Source: RefSeq, a predicted model, not a curated record
GAGGGUGGGGUCAGGUGGAAGCAAACGCACUCAACCAACAGGAAUCAGCUAUUUACCUGCUGCAAAGGUGAGCCUGAGCUUUCUAUUCCUUGUGUGCACAAUCUACAGGGACUCGUUUGUUUCUGCCGUCUACCUGGACUGCCUUGGAAACAUGCAUCGCUGCUAGAGAGGAUUUGUAUUCUGAACAAGGACUAUAAGCUACCAAAAUGAAGAAAAACAGCUCCAUGCAGGGGACUCUUAAUAAGCUUUUUGGGAAGAAAAACAGUAAUAACAAUUCGCUGUAUGUGGACAAUCCACCAUGGAUGAAGCCUCAGGGAGUCAAGAAGACGUCAGUUGACUACCACGAUGACAUACACAACUCCUUUUCAUUCCUGGAUGACUCUGGGACUGCAACACUUAAAUCUCGACCCGGUCCCCGCGUCAGACCAACACUUCAGUUCUCAACCAGUAACACAGAUACUCAAGGACUUGCUGUACCUACUCCAUCUGUCCCAUCAGGGUAUUCUGACAAUGCUUCUAUAGGUAAUGGACCAAAGAUGAAUGGAAACUACAGAAUGUGUAGUUCUGUUGGGGAUCUGCGCUUAACCAAUUAUUAUGAACAUCUCGAUGAGGACAUUCCUGCACCACCUUCUAUGCCACCUCCACCACCACCUUCUAUGCCACCUCCACCACCACCUACAAAGUUUCAUGCUGCUCCACCCCAAGAAAGCCCUCCUUCGUCCACAAUUUCCUCUCCUCCAGUAUCUCCAAGUGUACCAGACUUCAUACCACCCACUCCAUAUUCUUCUGCAACAACCGUACCUAAUUAUGAGCCUUCAACAUACACUUCUACAGUUUCUCAACAACGCCAGACUGAUAAUUCCAAAUGGAAAUCGGAAGGAGCAAAAGAUAUGCCUAUAAGCUUGCCCAACAGGUUUUCUUUAAAUACUGCUGCUUUUCAGCACAAUCAUGGACAGACAACAAGCUAUGUGGAUCCCCACUCAUCUUUGCCAAAGACCUUCAAAGUUGCUCCUCCUGCCCCAAUGAGGACUUCAUCAAUACAGUUACAGGAACAACAGAAUAUAAACUACUCCACAGAGCCUCCACAAUCACCCCUACCUUCUAGUUUCAAUCCUAGUGUACAAGCCAAGCUUUAUUCAGUAUCAAACCCAAGGCAACAGGCUCUGAAUGAUGCAUUAAACAAAAGAAGGUCAAUGCUUAUCAUGGAGGAUCUACAGGAUCUGUCUCAAAAGGAUCAUGCGACUCAAAGCAAUGCCAGCAUAACAGAUUCUACAGCUUCUGGGUCUUUGUCUCUAAAGUCUUCCAUGAAUACAAAGGCAGCUAGUGAACUACAUACAGAAAGUAAGACUGGCAUAUUAAGUGAUGAUACACAAUUAGAGCCUGGGUUUAAUGACUAUCUCCAAAAGCGUUAUGCCAAAAUUAAUGCAAAUGGAAGUGAAUCACCAUUAUUGGUUUCUGGAAAAAAUAAGGAUGGAUCAAAACGUCCUAUGAGCAGUAUUGAAUUUUCUAAAAUUACAUUUAAUGAAGAUGCGUAUAAACCAAAUGGACAUAAAAGUACAAAAGAUGCUGUAAAGAUCAUCUCAGUGAAACCUAUCUUAACAGACAUGUCACUAUCAAAUACUGCAAAUGCUGCAAUAAUUAAUCAUCAAGCUCCUCCUACACCACCCUCUAUGCCCCCUCCACCACCUCCAACAAUGACACCACCCAAACCACCAGCAGUGCCACCACCUCCUCCCCCACCACCUGUCACAGUUACACCACAAAAUACUUAUCCUACUCCUAAUUUUGUUGCUCCACCACCUGCUCCCCCUCUUGUGGCCUCUAUGCCACCAGUUCCUCAGGCAUCCCCAUUGCUUCCUCCAAAACCAAAGACAAUUUCAGCCUCUUCUACAUCACAAGUAAUUAUUCCUCCUCCGCCACCACCAAAAGCCCCACCAGCACCUCCACCACCUUUGCCGAGUCAAACUGGUACAUCUACUCCAGAACCACAGUUGCCUUUACUUGAGGCACUUCAAGAAAAACAACGAACCCUAAAACAAAUCUCUAAAAUGUCUAUAGAAGUUAGACCUGCUCAGGUAUCUUCUAUUAAUGUGACUAGCGAUGAUGACCAAAAGGCUAGAGUUGGUAAAAUUAAGGGCGAGUUAGAAGCUCUCUUCUCUCCAAAGAAAGAUGAAAAAUUAAGAGAUCUUAAAAAUUCUCGCCCAAGCCUGGAAGUAAAUAAAAAGAGUACUAAUGGAAAUACUACUCAGAAAAAAGGUGGAGAAAACACCAUUGUGAAUUCUUUAAUGAUGAAAGUACCUCAUAUCCCUUCUGUACCUGAGAAAAUAGAUGUUGAUGAAGACACUUCAGACUGGAUACCUAAAAGUAACAACACAAAUUUUCAGAUUCCUGAACCAGACUAUUUGCCAGUCACACCCAUUAAAACAAUGGAGAAUCCAGCAUAUUCAGAUUUGCAAAGUGAUAUUGCAAAGCCCUUAUCCGAGAUCUCUUCAAAACCAGCUUCCCCUCUAAAAGCCACAGGUGUAGUAAGUAUAAAACAGAAUGAUAUUCCAACCUACAAGCCGCAUCGUGAGAGGAAGGCAUCAGCUGAAAGCUUGGCCUUGAACAAAUUACCCCUUGCAGUUUCAGAAACAACUCCAGUGGUGAGUUCAAAUAAAGAUGAAGCAUCUGCAUAUCCAACAACUUCAUUAAAAACAGAAUCUCUCAUAAAACAAGAGGAAGGCAUAAAUACACAUCCUGUCACAGGCGAACAGGUGGAAAACAAUUCUCCAAUGGCUUUGCUUCUGGCUGCAAAGAAACGGGCCCAAAAGGGUAGCCGUUCUGUGGGUCUAGAACGUAGUAAUCUGCCCAAAAUGUCAGUUUCAAGUGGGUUAGUGACAAGUUCUUUGACUUCUCAGUAUAAUGAUGAUAUACAAAACACAUUUGUUGUUGUUCCGAAGAAAGAAAACGAGGGACAAUUUGGUCAAGAGCAAGUAACCAGUUUUAGUUCUAAAUCGAGCAGUCAUUUGGGUAAUGUUUCAUCUUCUUCAAAAUGGACAGAUGGAGAGUUUCCGUCAUCUAGUGUAAAUAUUUUAGGGUUAAAACCCAGUGAUGAAAAGGGAAGUUCAAUGCAUGUGGGGGAAAAAAAUGUUGUACAGGUUCCUACGAAAGACCGAAAUGAAGAAUUUUGGAAAGUAAAGUCUUCUGUCAACAAACUCCCCAAUUCGACAAAUAUGUCAAAUUCCAUUGAUGCAUACACAUUCAAUAUCUCCUCUGUCCCAUCACCUGUGCCAGCGUCAAAGACAUAUGAGGACUUUAAUUAUGGAAUAAUACCUCCUCCAGCGCAAUUCAUGAGCACUUCACCAUCCACAGAUAUUAACAUGCAUCAGACGGAUAGAUUAUAUGUUAACGAGUCAAAAUCUGAUUUAAGAUCGGAAUAUCAGUGGAAUAAUAAAAGUGAUUGGCCUUUGAGAUCUCAGACAAUCUCAAAUAACAGUGACUUUAACAAGUACACAAGUGAUAAUUACAGCACCGGAAUCAGCAGAGAUCCACAUAAAGUUUCCCUAAUUAAGAAACGACUCUAUAUGCCGGAUCCAGAAAGCUCAGGGAGCUACGGAAAAAAUACACACUCUCUAAGGUCAUCAGCUUUGCCAGUGUCUUAUGGUCAUAUGCAUUCUCUACCAACUAGUUCCAGCAUGGCUCCAGAACCACGGCGUUCUAGCAAUCCUUCAAGGUAUAUGCCACAGGGAAGGAGAGUAUCUUCAGAAAAUAUUAACCAAAGGGUACCAACUAUGACUGAUAUGAAAUACAAACCUCAAAACCCUGAAUAUGGGAACUCAAUGAGUAGACAACAAAGUACUUACCAGCCAGGCAUGACCUUCACUGUGAGGCCAGGCACCCGGCAGCCAAUAUCACAGAUGUAUCAAGCAGGCUACCUCUGAAGGAAAGAGUUCUCCUGAAUACCAAGGGCCUAUAGUCUUGCCUAUACUGUAAGCAGAUAUAAACAAGCCUGGAGAUGCUGCUUGUGACUCUGAUCUGA